GCGGCGGGCGGUGCUCCCCGGUGCGUCCCGCUCCCGUUCCGCCGCCGAUGGCCGCCGGUCGCCGCGCUCCCCCGGAGCCCGGGGGGGGCCCAGUAUUACUUCAAGGUGUCUUCGGUGCCGGACCAAGCCCCGGGGCUGCCUCCUGCUCCUUGGCUUUAACCCCCCGGGAACUGCAGGUGCGGGGUCCGGGGGGUUCCUGCGGAGGUAGCUCGGCCGGCCCCGACGCCGCUCUCCGCCUGGCCGACUGCGUGGGCUCCGCCGCCUUCCCCGCCGCCCCCUCCGCCGCCUGCUUCUCCCUGGUGUGUUACCCGCUCCGGGGACCGCGCUGGGGCUCGCCUGCCCGCCAGCGCCUGGAGCGGACCUUCCGCGUCUGCCUGGCCCCCGACGCCGAGGGCAACCUGCGCAUCGCCCAGGCCUGGAGCCGGAGGAUCCGGGAGCUCUCGGUGCCCGUCGUCCCCGCGCAGGACGGUGACAGCUAUGGGGUGCUGCCCCGGCCCUGCCGGGCGCUGGUGCUGCUGAACCCGCAGAGCGGCGCCGGCCGCGCGCUCGAGGACUUCCAGGCGGUGGUGCAGCCCAUGCUGGCUGAGGCUGACAUUGCCACCACUGUCUUUGUCACUGAGAGAGCCCACCAUGCACAUGAGAAAGUGCGGGAUGAGGACCUGUCACAGUGGGACACGUUGGUGGUCAUGUCUGGGGAUGGGCUGCUGUACGAGGUGGUGAAUGGGCUCAUGGAGCGGCCGGACUGGGAGGAAACCAUGAAGAAACCACUGUGCAUCCUGCCAGGGGGCUCUGGGAACGCUCUGGCUGCCUCCAUCAACCACUAUGCAGGCAACGACCACGUUGCCAAGAAGAAGCUGCUGAUGAACUGCGCCUUCAUCCUGUGCAAGGGGCUGCACACGCAGAUGGACCUGGUGUCCCUGAGCACGGCCUCGGGCAAACGCCUCUUCUCCUUCCUCGGCUUCGGCUGGGGAUUCAUCUCGGACGUGGACAUCGACAGCGAGAAGUACCGGCGCUUGGGCAACGCCCGCUUCACCCUGGGCACCCUGCAGUGCCUGGCCAAGCUGCGGGUCUACCAGGGCCGCCUCUCCUACCUGCCCGUGGGCCCCGAGCAGGGCACCUCCACCCCAUCCUCCCGGGACCCCCCCGGGACCCUCCCCAACGGCCAGGCCGGCCCCGUCCCGCUGGGGACAGAGGUGUCCGGGGGGGCUCUGCCCGCCGACUCCCUGCUGGUGCCGCUGUGCCAGCCGGUGCCGGGGCACUGGACCGUGGUCCCCGAGGAGGAGUUUGUCUCCGUCUACGCCAUCUACCAGUCCCACCUGGGCACCAACCUGCUGAUGGCGCCGGCGGCCGGGCUGCACGACGGCUGCAUCCACCUCUUCUACCUGAGGGCCGGCAUCAGCCGCCUGGCGCUGCUGAAGAUCUUCCUGGCCAUGGCCCGGGGGACCCACCUGGACUUGAACUGUCCCCACCUGCGCUACGUCCCCGUCCGGGCUUUCCGCCUGGAGCCUCGGACGGCCGCGGGCAUCAUGACGGUGGACGGCGAGGCGCUGGCCUGCGAGCCCGUGCAGGGCCAGAUCCACAACCGCCUCUGCCGCGUCCUCACCGGAUCCUGAGCGGCCAAAACUUCACCGUCCCUGUGGCGCUGAGCCGCCGGCCCGGCCCGGCACCAGGGCGGCAGAGCCUUCCUCCCACUCAGGAACCUCCUCCUCCUAUAGCAAUAGCUCCUGGGGGCUGCGGGCACUCGUCCCCUCGCUUGCCCCCACGCUUAGCUUUACCCCUCCUUUGGGACAGCCACCAGCACUGUCCCCAAACCAAGCCACGAGCCCAUCAGGUACUCUGUGCCGGCGAGGUGCCAGCGUGUUUGAUCCCGGUACGAGGUCCCAACCCCGGGUGGCUGCGCCGGCACAGCCCCAUCCCAGUCCCGUCCCCUCCCCGGCUCGGACGCACAGGGUGGCAUCGCUCAGGUCCCUGCUGCCUGCAGAGCCCGUGCCACCCCCACC
This is a messenger RNA of Calypte anna (Anna's hummingbird), 2000 nucleotides long. RefSeq names its product sphingosine kinase 1 (gene SPHK1). Gene Ontology annotation, biological process: cellular response to growth factor stimulus; sphingosine biosynthetic process; negative regulation of apoptotic process. The record is from RefSeq and is a predicted model, not a curated record. The transcript is spliced from 5 exons. Gene Ontology annotation, cellular component: intracellular membrane-bounded organelle; cytoplasm; membrane. NCBI's taxonomy places the organism in Eukaryota, Metazoa, Chordata, Aves, Apodiformes, Trochilidae. Bases 48 to 1613 code for a protein of 521 amino acids.